This is a messenger RNA of Doryrhamphus excisus (bluestripe pipefish), 1439 nucleotides long. The record is from RefSeq and is a predicted model, not a curated record. Lineage: Eukaryota; Metazoa; Chordata; Actinopteri; Syngnathiformes; Syngnathidae.
GCUACCGUUACUGUGGGGGUUUCCAUUGGUGUCAGAAAUCACGUUUCCUAGAUAUCAAUGACGUCACACCUGUGCUCCAACUUUGAAACAAAUGCACGCCAAUCUUACAAAUCUUGUUUUGCUGUUUUUUUUAACCCGCGUUUCAAAGACCUGCCCAGCCAUUUCUAAAGUGAGAUAUGGACAUAUAUGAAUUGCUGUAAAAUAACCUACAACUUUUUCCGAGGGCCUAUAAACAAAUCUAGGUGAGCGAGCGCAGUGACGUCACCCAUAUGAAAUCGUUCACUUUAAAGACACAUAAAUAACGUUUACAUCAGCCGUGGCUCACUCGUCGUCCGGUCUUUGCUAUUUCUCCUUAAUAUGGUUGGUAUGCUGUUUAUUUCACCUCAUUCUCAAAUAUUUACGCUCAUAGUUGAGCGUAAACAGGUGUUUAACAAGGGGCAGUUUAGCUAGCGCUAGCUACAUUACAGUAUUUGGAAGUAAAGCGUUGGACGGCACUAAAUGCCUGAGAGCCAGAUGCAGUUAUCAAAAGAACCAUGUGUGGCUCUCGGGCCAUAGGUUCCCUGCCUUUGUACAGUACUUUGUAGCUGUUCUGUUCAACGACAGCAGUUGCCUGGAAACACAAGAACACAAAUGUUUGGCAAAUGAGUUUGCAACACUGACCCCUUGAACUUUGGCGGCUAUCAUUAAAGCAGUACAUCACAUUGCAGAAGCAUGCCUAAGGAGAAGAAAGGCAAAAAAAGUAAAGCCAAGAUAUUCGACUUGGAAAUGGCCCAGAAGUGUGUCCAGCUGACACCCGAUGGCAAACAGCGCCUCAAUCUCAGUUUCAAGGAGUUCUCGAUAGUGCCGUCUUGCAUCGAUAAGGUCUGCCAAAUCGAUGAAUUGAACCUGAGCCGGAACCUGAUUAGGAGGCUUCCUGACUUUAUUACUGUUUUCAUCAAAAUCCAAAUUUUGGACCUGCACAGCAACUAUCUAGAGGUGCUCCCUCCGUCUAUCGGCCAACUGAAAAACCUUGUUUUUUUAAAUUGCUGCAACAACCGUCUAACACACGUCCCCAAGGAGCUCGGCCAGCUGCAGAAUCUCCAAACGCUCCACCUGGGCCUCAACCUGCUUCAAACACUUCCCACCACUAUUGGUGAAUUGAAGGAGCUCACCUACAUCGGUCUCUCUGACAACAAAUUCACUCGCGUCCCCAAGUGCCUCGGGGGGCUGCAAAAUCUGAAGAAAGCCAACCUGGACAGGAAUCCCAUUAUCCCGCCCACACCCGCUGUGCCACCACCUAAGCCCCCGAAGAUGUUUUAUCUGGUCAAGGCGUGCAACCUAUGUGAGGACUGCCUGGAUACGUGUCAAACAGAUAAGAUGAAGCUCGUGGAGGCAUUCAACAGGCCUCCUAUAGUGAUUCCAACACGUCCGGAAACCGUUCCCUAAGAGCUUGCUGGUAG